AUGUGCCGCACGGACACCAAAGCCUCAGACCUGCAGUCCCGCAAGCACAAAAAGCCACAAGAUGGUGCCGACGAAGACGGCCUCCCCCGGCUACACGCCAAGUCACCAGGCACAGGAUUCGGAAACAUGCUUUUCUACAGCCACUGCCAAACUCAUGCAUGUCCUGCUCACGUCCACAGCCUGCAAGGAAACAAGCGAGGAAGCAGCACACUUCAACACACCGAACCUGGCCUAUACAGCUCCAAGCUCAACAAAAGAUCAGGGACACAUAACCUCCUAACCCCACAAAAUGGCGGCUACGGUACCAGUGCUACAAGCUCACAGUAUAUGCUCCCAAGCAACACUGGAUAUCGGGUGAGAAGACUCUCAAUAGCUGCCCCAAAGACCCCUGUCCCUCUUGGCUCAUCGCUCAUACGGUGGACUCAUGCAUUUUAA
This is a messenger RNA of Pelobates cultripes (western spadefoot toad), 435 nucleotides long. NCBI's taxonomy places the organism in Eukaryota, Metazoa, Chordata, Amphibia, Anura, Pelobatidae. The record is from the annotation of a GenBank genome assembly.